Messenger RNA from Cladocopium goreaui, 4353 nucleotides. Lineage: Eukaryota; Dinophyceae; Suessiales; Symbiodiniaceae. The record is from the annotation of a GenBank genome assembly.
AUGGAAAGUCAAGGAGCUAAGGAUGUUUCAAGAAACGCUGGAUUUGAAGAUGCAGAGGUUGUAAGCUCUGGGUACAGUGUCAGUCCUGUUGCAGAUGAUUUGGGUCAUACAGAUGACAUUUCACAUGUUGAUCCUGAACCUUUCAGGGCGUUGGAUUUGCUUGGGACUGAGCAACUUUUUAGGCGUGAUGUUGGUCAAGAGCCUGCAGUCGUUGCUGAGCCCGGAGCUUUGAAUUUCAGUUUGAACGAUCUUUUUGGAAGUGGUGAGGAUGAAGCUGAUUUUACUGGUUUUCAGGAGCGUGCUGAAUCUGAAAGGGACUGGACUCAUGUUACAGAGCCUUCAGUUCAGUCUGCAAAUGAUUUAGCAUUUCCUGAUGAAGUUGACCUUGUUGAACAUGACGUUAGUGGACCAGUGGUCAGCAAUUCAACCUGGAAUCAAUUGGUAGCUGGAAGCUUCUCACAGUUCCGUGAGCUGCCAAGUGACUUGAAGUUUCCUUGGGAGACGGGCACUAUGGCGGCUGUCUUCAACUUCGAUGCUGACCCGCUUCCCAGGUGCCCAGGUCUUGCAGAAGUUGUACAUUCAAGUUCAGUUGAAGGUCCAGAAGUUUCGCAAUCCAAAUUAACUGCUUUUGCUUUACCUGAUGAAGCUCAGUAUGUUCAUGCGGUGAAGAGCAUGCGGGACAUGAGUUACUUCGAGGACAAGAAUCAAAAACUUGAGCUAGCAUGUGCGCAGUGGUUGAAUAUUCUUUCAACAUGUUGGAGUGCGUCUGGCAUCGGUCCUCAACUUGUCAGUGCACUUCAGCAGGACAAUUCAGGUGUGGAAGCUGUGACAAUCCUUAAGUCUUGUUUUGGGGUAAAGAGCCCUGCAACUUUGCUGAAGCGUGCCAGUGCCUUCAGAAAGUACAUGGCAUGGUUUGACAAGAACCCGGCAUGUCAAGAGUUGAACAAGAGUUCACUGCCGUUGGACGAGAGCUCAGUCUGGCUGUACUUCAACUGGUUGAGAGAUCAACGUAUUGCUUCAGCCAAAGGGUUUACAGUUCCCACAUCAUUCCUUGAAUCAGUGCGGUUUGCCAAGUUUACAGUUGACCUCAAUGGGACAGAUGCGAUUUUGUGCUCACGCCGCCUUUUGGGGUUUGCAGCAAUCGAGCAAAGAGAGAAGGGCCCCUUGAAACAGGCACCAGGCUUGGAGCUUGAGCACAUGAGGAGAUUGCAUCAGAUCCUACAGUCUGAUGGGAACAUCACGGACAGACUGGGUGCAGGAGCAUUUCUGGUUUGCUUGUAUGGCCGUGCAAGGUGGUCAGACUUACGGUAUGUCAGCCAUGCCGACCUCACAGGAGAUGAUUUUAUGACUCUGUAUACAACUGAGCAUAAGACUGCUAGUGUUGGACUGAAGAGGCAACAGUUUCUUCCCAUUGCAGUUCCCUGGGAAGGGGUGACAUCAGAUUCUUGGCUACGAAACUGGCUGGAGAUUUAUCACCGUUGUGGGCUUGACAUCAAUCAGAAGCCACUUGGGCCUCUUCUGCCAGCCCCACGUUUGGAUGGGACAUUCUGUGCUCGACCCUUGACUACAAGUGAGGCUGCAGUUUGGCUGAGGGGGCUUCUGAAGGGUACUAGCAACUCAGAAACUUUUCGGAGUCACUCCUUGAAAGCGAGCCUUUUGCUUUGGUGUGCACGUGCUGGCCUUGACAAAGAAACACGAGCUGUUUUAGGACAUCACUGCACAGCGUUGAGUGGAAGUGAAGUGGUUUAUAGCCGUCAGCUGCAAACAAGGGCACUCAGGAAACUCAGUUUGAUCCUCAGGCGUGUGAGGACGGGUCAAGCAAUUGAGGAUGAUGCCAUGAAAGAGUUUGGCAUUGUUUCAACGCCUCUUCCUUUCACUCCUGCAGCGGCUGCUAGGACUCCUGUCGCUGUGCCACAACAGGUCAUUCUGGCGAAGCCAGUUGAGCAAGGUGAAGUCGACAACUCAGGGGUGUCGAAUGCUGUCAAGUUGGCCAUGGACUGUGAGGACCUGCAGAGUGUCAAAGAAGAGCAGUUUGAUGUGCAGACGGUUGAAGCAGCAGCUAGUGAGCUCACACUUUACCCAGUAGAUGUUGUCAGUUCUGGUGUCGUUGAAAUUGAAUCGUCAUCUGGAAGUGACAGCGACAGUUCAACCAGUGAUUCUUCCAGCACCACAGAGCUGGAACCUCAGAAAGAUCAGCCAAGCUUCAUUGAGCAUGUGCCAGAAGAUUUUGAUUUUUAUCGUCAUGCCAAAAGCGGCAUUUUGCAUGCGUGCAAGCUGAGUGAGUCUGGCCAGAAACUCAGCCUCUCACAGCUAAAGAAAGUUGUUGCUUUCCCAAAGGGGAUGACUUGCAGCGUCCGAACCUUGAGAAAAAUUGCAGCAAAGGCUGAUUUGCAAGAGGUGGAAUUUCAAGCGGAAAGCCGGAGACUGGAAUUUGCAGCCAUGUCUUCCUUGAUAGAUAGCACUGCUCAAUUUGAGUCGCAGAUGCGGGAGCUGGGCAUACAACAGACAUUGCUUGAUGGGCUCAAACAGCAUGGGGUACGAACCCUAUCACAGCUUGCAUUCUCUGUGGGUCAGCCUGGACAACCCAUCUUGGAUCAGAGCGUUGAAGCAUUGGUACAAGCCGCUGUAGGCCGUGCUCCAAGCCUCACAGAGGCUGCUUGCUUGAAAAGAUUGGCAUUCGAGGCGCAGACAUACUUGACUGCAACACUGAGACAGGCAGUUGACAGAUCAGAAGACGCGGUGCCGCGCAAAGUGCCAAUGGCUGAGCGAUCGACCAGAAUGGAUGCCUUGAAAGCAGCUCUGGGAGGACUGGAUAUCUCUGGGGAGCACGAGCCUGCACAUAGCUUAUUAGACAAGUGCUGUGCAAUGUUUGAGCAGAACAGCAUCAAGUAUGUGGAGCCGUCAGCAUGCAUAUCCAGGUCAUUCGAAGUUCAAGGGUCAGAGAAAAAGAACCGUGAACUGACCUUGGAGCGUGGGUCCCUAAUCCUGAGGAACUCUGAUGACCGUUUGAAUAGCCCAACUGAUUCAGAGAUCAAAUUGCACUAUGCGAUGGUGCGCAGGGGCUUGGCUUUUGAGUUUGCCAAGCUCAUGAGUUUCUCUCAGCAUUCCCAAUGGGAGAAGUUCCUUUUUGAGGCGGUUCAUCGUGAAACACCUCCAGGAUUUACUCGGCCUUCCUUGCUCCAGAUCGUUCAGUGCGACAAAGCGGCCUUUAGUCGAUUGGGGAGCACGAUGACGUCCAUUCGACAGCGUGGUGAUGGUUCGUAUCCUCUUGGUGAAGAGCUCCUCAAUCUCAGGUCGGAUCCUCAUAUUGCCUUGUACCUGAUGCCCUCAGCUAAGCAGUCUUCCACUUCGACUGCAUCCAGCCAUCAAGGACCACGGGCACAUCCAUACAGUUCUGGAGGGCAAACAGCCAAAGGAAAGGGAGGUGGAAAGAGCAAGUCAAAGCAGAAGAGCUCACCGCCAAUCCCCUCUGAAUUGAGGGGGAAGUGGCACAAGACCCCUUCGGGGGUGGCUUUUGGUUUGCCAUGGUCCUAUGAGGAGUUCAUCAAGAAAGCUUGUCAUGUGGGACACCCAGCUUUGAAAACUUCUGGGUUUCCAGAUGAAUUGUUGGAGACGGUCAGAGUCAACGUGCAGUGGUCAGAAGAACAGAUCGCAAGAUACCGCAUUGACUGGUGUCGAAGGUGGAUGAAACGUGCGGCUGAACUGGAAGCCAAAGAGCAACAGUCCCUGCUUACAAGACACCCCAAUGUUGCCGCCUUGACUGCAGGAAAGAGAACCCUGCUCAUGCGUGAGGUCUAUCACUCAACACAGCCGGAAGACCCGGAGUUUACGGCAGACAGCCUUUUACCCCAUCUGGGUUUAGGCACAACGGAAUGCGAUAUCAACGGAUACGUGCUUCCUAUGCACACAUCCCUCCAACAGUUUGUGUGUCCUGCUUUAGAGGCUGCCGACUCAAAAUGGGUGGCCUGGGAUACGCCCCUUGAUGAAACCAAGCGGCUCCAUCUCAUGGUUUGUGACAGAGAGUUGUUCAUCGCCGUAUGUCACCACGCCAGAGCACGCAAUUGGGUCAUUCAUCUUGGUGGAGGACCUCCAGCUGAUCGCAUCCUCACGCACGUGGAAUUGCACUGCCUUCCUCCAACAGAGGCAGUGGAGGUGUUGGGCCGCAUGCACAGGAGCCUUUGUCACCUUCGCGAUGAAGUGGCCAUCUUAAAAACGGAGGUGCGCCUGCUUCGACGCACCUUUGGGCAGGCGCUUGAGAAUUUAGCAGCUGCGCAUGAAGACCUGGCUCCUUUGGUGGGUUUGGUGGCCCCACCUCACGUCCGCGACGAUGACGCCAUGGACAAUGCCGACGCA